Messenger RNA from Pungitius pungitius (ninespine stickleback), 921 nucleotides. It is a transcript of the gene krtcap2, whose product is annotated as keratinocyte associated protein 2. The record is from RefSeq and is a predicted model, not a curated record. The coding region runs from base 140 to 550 and encodes 136 amino acids. Lineage: Eukaryota; Metazoa; Chordata; Actinopteri; Perciformes; Gasterosteidae. The transcript is spliced from 5 exons.
CGCCCACUGGUGCCACCUCCCUUUCGGACCGGGCAGUGAAGUUUUUCGUUCCGCGAGCCGCUGACAAGUUAACUGCCUGUGCCGUUUAAACCAGGUUGUAUUUGUUUGGACACCAACCACUCUUAUUUAAUACUGAAUCAUGGCGGUGAACACGGGCACCUCUCUGGUACUGUCCAGCCUGCUGUCGGUGCUGGUGUUUGCUGGGAUGCAGAUGUUCAGUAAGCAGCUGGGAUCCACCGAGUGGCUCACAAUCCUGGGAGGUUUCUUCGGCUCAAUCCUCUUCAUCUGCUGCCUCACUGCAUUUAAUAAUAUGGAAAAUCUCAUUUUUGGGAAGGGAUUCCAAGCCAAGAUAUUCCCCGAGAUUCUGCUGUGCCUGUGCCUGUCACUGUUCGCCUCUGGUCUGGUGCACCGUGUCUGUGUCACCACAUGCCUGAUUUUCUCCCUCUUUGCCUUGUACUACAUCAACAAAGUAUCUGCAGCCCUCUACCAGGCAGGAGUCCCCGCAGCAACUCCAUCAAAAGCCACCAGCAAGGGCAAAAGGAAGAACUGAUGGAUUUGUUGGAUCCCUCUUGCGUCCUGCAACUCAGUUGAUGAUACCGAGGCGCCGAUGUCCAGUGCAGCUCGGCUGUUUCCUAUGUUUUGUAUUAAUGUCUUGAAUCCAUAACUGUGUAUUUCUACAGGCUCUUUGCUGAUUACUUGUAAAGUUUUGAUCAGUUCCUUUUUACAGUAAUCUCAUUUGAAUCAAGUCCACGGAGAAAGCCUAGCGGCCGCCACGUUCCUUUCGAUGGUCCCUUUGUCUGCUCUCUUUUUACACUGAUUGCAAAGAUAUUCAAACAUCAUGUUAUCCGCGCAUUCAUCAGCACAUCAAGUCGCUUUUUUGUUAAUUUCCUUUUGUAAUUAAACUCUGUAAAAUACUUUAAA